Molecule: messenger RNA, 8633 nt
Organism: Esox lucius (northern pike)
Lineage: Eukaryota; Metazoa; Chordata; Actinopteri; Esociformes; Esocidae
Gene: col22a1
Product: collagen, type XXII, alpha 1
Exons: 63
Coding region: 485-5359 (1624 amino acids)
Source: RefSeq, a predicted model, not a curated record
AAAAGACCAAAAUAUACAGAGAAAGUCGGUCUAUAAUUGGCCCGGCCUGUCAGAGUUUUUUUUGUCUGUGAACUGAACAGCCAGCUACUGCAGCACAAGCCACCUUGUCCCUAUAGUGAAAUCCUACACUUUCCCCUUCAGCCGGUUCUUUCCUCCCUCCCACUCUAUCCACCCAUCCAAGAGUUUGUACCAGAAGCUCACCUCACUUUGACAUUUUAUCAGCACUACACUGGAUUGACGUUGCGGUGGAUUUUAGGAUUACCUGAUCCUAAUUUCUUUGCACUUGUGAAGGAGGUAUAGUGCGGUGCAAUCAUCGGAUGGGGAUGCUGCUUUAAUACUGAUCCAAAGUGACAAGUGCAUAAGACCUGGAGGAUAGGAGGCACAGGAACAGACCUCCAGUCAAUCAGUGCUCCGCAAUCCCGGUUGGAGACUUUGGAUGGUGAUCACAACGUGAGAGAAAAAGAGAUUCACACCAGUGGCUGAGAUGGCACAGAGACUGGGAUACUGGGUUUGCCUGGUCCUGGUCAUACUGGCCUUGACACUCUCAGGACAACAGGUCAAUGCACAGAGCAGGGCAGGCUGUAAGAACGUGCACUAUGACCUCGUGUUCAUCCUGGACACAUCGUCCAGCGUGGGGAAGGAGAACUUUGAGAAGAUCCGCCAGUGGGUCUCCAACCUGGUGGAGUCUUUUGACGUCGGCCCAGACAAGACCCGCGUGGCCGUGGUGCGCUACAGCGACCGGCCCACCACCGAGUUCAACCUGGGACGUUACCGCACCAUGGAUGAGGUGAAGAGGGCCGCAAGGAACAUACGUUACCUGGGAGGAAAUACCAUGACCGGGGAGGCCAUCAGCUACACCACCACUAACAUCUUCACAGAGCGGAAUGGGGCCAGGCCGGCAGCCCAGGGAAUCCAGAAGGUGGCUAUACUCAUGACGGACGGGAUGAGCCAGGAUUACGUAUUGGAGCCCUCCAAGUUGGCAGCAAAGGCUGGAGUGAGGAUGUUUGCAGUUGGCAUCGGAGAGGCUCUGAAAGUGGAGCUGGAGGAGAUCGCAGCCGAGCCCAAGAACGCUCAUGUGUUCCAUGUGACCGACUUUAACGCCAUUGACAAGAUCAGAGGACGGCUGAGAAGGAGACUCUGUGAGAAUGUGCUGUGUCCCAAUAUGAAGGUCCAACCUGACCGCUUCAAGCAAAACAGCACCAGCUAUGGUCUAGAGGAAGUUCCAGGGUUUGACCUGAUGGAAUAUUUCAAAGUGGAAGAUAUACUAGGGUCAAAGACUGAUGAGGGCCAGAGUGCUUAUGUUCGGCUUGGAACCAUGCCCAUUGUACAGCAGACCGAGGACGUGUUUCCACAAGGUCUUCCAGAUGAAUAUGCCUUUGUGACGACUUUCAAAUUUAGGAAGACCUCCAGAAGGGAAGACUGGUACCUCUGGCAGAUCUUUGACAAAUAUGGAAUUCCACAGGUGUCCAUCCGUCUGGACGGUGAGAAUAAGGCAGUGGAGUACAAUGCCGUGGGGCUGACCAAAGACGCGGUGAGAGCCGUGUUCAAGAACGAUGACGUGGACAACCUGUUCGACCGCAACUGGCACAAGAUCGCUCUGAGCGUGGAGGCAAAGGCGGUGUCUUUGUACCUGGACUGCAAACUCAUCGAGACCCUGCCCAUCGGGGACCGGGAGGACAUCGACAUUCAGGGGAAGACUGUGAUCGGGAAGAGGCUGUAUGACAGUGUGCCUAUCGAUUUUGACCUCCAGAGGAUGGUGAUCUACUGUGACUCGAAACACGCUGAGCUGGAGACCUGCUGCGAUCUGCCCACUGGACCAUGCCCCAAGAAGGUGGUGACGGAGGCCCCUCCUGUGGAGAUCCCCACCCCCACCCCCGCAGGAAGCGAGCAGAAGAUCGGCCCCGAGGCGGUGAACUGCUCCUGUCCGGCUGGAGAAAGGGGAGAGACUGGUUUACCUGGUGUUGCUGGUCCUGAGGGUGAAAAGGGUGAAACCGGUGCUAAAGGAGCGAUUGGACCUACUGGCCUCAAGGGGGCCAAAGGAGAAACUGGCAAAGUAAUAUCUGUCAAGGGAGACAGAGGUGAGAAGGGUGAUUUAGGUGAACAGGGUGCACCCGGAGAAAAGGGAUCCAAAGGCGACAAGGGAACCAGCGGAGCCGCAGGUCUUGCUGGGAGUGAUGGCUCUAAAGGAGAAAAAGGUGAAUUAGGGCUGCCAGGCAGUCAGGGAUUUCCUGGACCACUGGGACCAAAGGGAAUUCAAGGAGACUCUGGAUUUCCUGGUUCACCUGGACCCAAAGGUGUCAGUGGGGAGAAAGGUUUGAAAGGAGAUAAAGGAUCAGCAGGAUUAAGGGGCGAAACGGGCAUUGCUGGAUUCCCUGGAAAACCUGGUGUUCCUGGAAAAGAUGGUUUGACAGGAACGAUGGGGGCACCUGGUCCAGGAGGAGUGAAAGGGGAUAAGGGAGAGAUGGGUCCUGCUGGAAUGCCUGGGGAUGUGGUUCAAAAAGAAGGCUUGAAAGGAGAGGCUGGACCUCCAGGAGCUCCUGGCCCUCAAGGGCCCGUAGGCCCCCCAGGACCUCCUGGUGGUCCUGGUCAAAUUGGUUUACCUGGCGAACCUGGAGAGUUUGGCCAACGGGGCAAAAAAGGUGAAAGUGGAUUACCUGGUGUUGAUGGGUUGCCAGGACCACCAGGUCCUCAAGGCCCUCCUGGAUUACAAGGAUCCCAGGGACAUACCGGACCCCCCGGGCUACCUGGUGAGAUUGGAUUUUCUGGAAAACCUGGAGAACCAGGCAAACCUGGUUUACCUGGAAAUGAUGGGCUGGACGGAGUUCCAGGAAAUGAUGGAACCAAGGGGCCAAGAGGAGAACCUGGAGUGGAUGGCUUCCCUGGUAAACCAGGUCCUAAGGGUGAUGAAGGCCCACCUGGGCCAAGAGGACCUCCAGGAGAGAGGGGACAAGAGGGUUUAACCGGACCACCAGGUGCUGUUGGACCAAUGGGAGAGAAAGGAGGACAGGGUGACCGGGGAAAGGAUGGGUCUCUCGGGCCAAAGGGAGACAAGGGUGACAGGGGUGACAUGGGACCCAAAGGAUCUCCAGGAAUACCAGGAAAUGUGGCCAAUAUCAUUCCUGAGCCCGGUGAGCCUGGAGUUCCAGGAGAGAAAGGAGAAAGGGGAGAGCAGGGAAAAUCAGGAGAAGUUGGUCAACGAGGACUUCCUGGGGAACAAGGCUUAAGGGGACCACCUGGACCGCAAGGCCCAAAGGGAGACACUGGCCCUACAGGAGAGAUGGGCAGACAGGGAGACCCGGGUCCUCCGGGACUGCAGGGUACCCAGGGUGCCCGUGGACUGCCUGGCACCGUGGGCCUCCCUGGUACUAUUGGACCACCUGGAGUACCUGGACAAACAGGCGAGCGGGGUGAAGUAGGGAAGGAUGGUCGUCCAGGCCCCCCGGGUCCCCCCGGAGAAGCAGGCAUUCAAGGUCUACCUGGCCUACCAGGAAAGGGCAGGGAUGGCCAGAAGGGUGACACCGGACAGCAAGGAAUACAAGGACCGCCUGGGCAGAAGGGCCAAACCGGACCUCCGGGACUUCAGGGGCUUCCAGGGGACAGGGGGUCUCCAGGAGAGGGCACAGUUGGACCCCCGGGACCCCCAGGACCUACUGGUGCAGUCGGUCCGCCGGGCACGAGAGGUCUGCAAGGCGUUGCUGGUUCUCCCGGGCCGGCGGGACAUAACGGCAUACCAGGACGACCAGGGGAUAAAGGGUCCCCAGGAGAGCCAGGAGCACCAGCAGACUUGUCUGAUUUGAAUCUGAAGGACGUGUGUUCGGAAUGCCCAGCUGGACCCCCCGGACAGACCGGUCUGCCAGGGACACCAGGAGAGAAGGGGCCAACAGGACCUCCAGGGAAAAAUGGACAGGAUGGGUACCAAGGCCCGGCAGGCCAGCCUGGGCCUCCUGGACCCGCGGGACCCAGUGGAGAAAAGGGUGUAAAAGGCGAUAGAGGACCCCAAGGGGGACCUGGAGAAAAAGGUGAAAACGGGCACCCUGGACCGCCUGGCCGUCCCGGAACUGCUGGCGUCAUGGGUAAUCCUGGUAAUGACGGUCAACCCGGCUCCAUUGGGCCCCCAGGAUCCCCUGGGGAAAAGGGCAAGGAGGGGUUGAAGGGAAUUCAGGGACCACCAGGUCUACCAGGCUUAAUGGGUCAAAUGGGUAAAAUGGGCAAGGAUGGCCGCCAAGGAGAACAAGGAGAACCUGGUAAACAAGGGGAGCCAGGACCACCCGGGCCCCCAGGUCUCAGAGGAAUGCCUGGCUUUAAAGGUCACCGAGGAGAGCCAGGACCACCAGGGUCAAAGGGUGAGGAAGGAUCGGAAGGACGUGUGGGGCCGGAGGGGAAACCCGGCCAGGAUGGAAAUAUUGGACCUCCUGGACCGGAAGGCCUCGCUGGCCAGAGAGGGGAGAAUGGUAAACCUGGUGAACCAGGACCUUCAGGGAAGUCAGGAGCCCCUGGUGCUCCAGGUCAGCCUGGAGCCAAAGGAGAACCUGGGAGCCCAGGACUGCCAGGUUUUAGUGGGCCCAAGGGACCAGCGGGGCCUGCUGGUCCUGUCGGCCCUGAAGGGAAACAGGGCAUGUCAGGCAGAGCAGGAGAACGAGGUGUCAAGGGCGAGAGGGGCAUCGCAGGCGGGAAAGGAGAUAAGGGUUCUGUGGGAGAUCCGGGUAUGCCCGGUAACCCAGGCCCCCCAGGCCGUAAAGGCCACACAGGAAUGAUGGGCAUGUCUGGGCCCCCAGGAGAAAUGGGACCCAGCGGACCUCAGGGAUCCCCUGGAAAUCCUGGACAACCAGGACCACGGGGAGAGUCAACAUCACUAGAAACUAUGCGAAGGCUCAUCCAGGAGGAACUAGCCAGAGCUUUAGAUGCCAAAAUGGCGUACAUCAUGGCACAGAUCCAGCCAGCCCAUGUGAAGAGCACUGUAGGUCGGCCGGGACCUCCAGGGCCCUCUGGUAAAGAUGGAAAUGAUGGUCGCCCUGGACCCCCGGGAGAGCCUGGCAUGCCUGGGCAGAGCGGAGGCGACGGCAUGAGGGGACCAAUGGGUCCUAAAGGUGAGAAAGGGUCCCGAGGAGAGAAGGGGGAAAAUGGAGUUGGCCUGAGAGGAGAGACUGGACCCGCUGGACCUAUAGGUCCAGCAGGCAUGCCUGGCUAUGGUAAGGACGGGCAGCCCGGGGCAGCUGGAGCUCAGGGAGAGCCGGGGAACCCGGGCCCCCAUGGCCAAAUGGGCCCCCCCGGACCCCCAGGACAGUGUGACCCCACCCAGUGCGCAUACUAUGCCAGCUUAGGAUCACGCCCCCACACUAAGAACACCAAAGGGACUUAAAGAGACAGAAACAGACAAAAGCCACAUCCAGAAUGGCACCCUAUUACUUACAUAGUGCACUGCUCUUGACCAAGGCCCAUAUAGCAGUCCUAAGGUCUUAUAUGGGCCCUGGUUAAAGGUAGUGUACUAUCUAAAGAAGGUGGUGCCAUUUGGGAUGCAGCCAAAGAGCUGAAAGUACAGCUAUUUAUGAACUGGGAUGUAUUGGGACGAACCAAUCACUUUUCUUUAAAGGGGGAAACUCCUCAGUUUGGAAGGAGAACAAGAGAUGCGUGCUGCCUGCUUGCCGGUCAGAAUGUUGUUUUUGUUGGGGGGGUUUGGGGGGGGGGGGUGACUGAUAUUUAAUAAUGUCAAGAAUGUGGUAACUUAUCCAACUAAGAUGGCCUGUCGCUGUUCUCGGCUUGAAGGAUCAUAUAGAAGACCGGCAAGUACCGUUAUGCUUACAGUGAGGCUGUAAUGUGGCAGCAUAUUUGUACCCAUUUGUGGUAUGUAGAGCAACAGUUUCAGCACCAUUCAACUGACUGUACAGUGUCUUAUUAAAGUGUCUCCAGUUCUCAACAUGGAAUGGGUUGAGCAUUAGAUUUAACUUUCAACAUACUAGUCACAAAUGUUCAGGCAGAAUACUCAUCUCACAGAGAACUCCGCAAUAGUUGCUGUGCCAGAACUCUUGUUAGGAUGUUGACUAUAUGGUUUAGCGUUGUCUCAGAGCUCCAAACAAGACACAGCAUCAGUACCUAAGCCAUUUGGCACAGCAACUAUUGCCGGUGUGUGCAGUGUUAGGUACUAAAGGUACUAAACCUCAUAUUUUGGGCGUUUUCUCCAUUGGGCAAAACUCUGUCCUCUUCACCGUGAGCGAUACCUAACUGGUUGAGCGGUUGAUGAGAUGCCUAUUUGUUAGCAGGCAAACUGAAGUGUUCUACCGUCCUCGAUAGCCAUCUUUCAUUGAGUCCACUCGUGUAUCCUACUGCGGAAUACUGCCACGUCCUCUUUAAAUUAGCUUUUGGGUUGUUGGGGGAGAAAAACAAGCAUACAUUUAACAUCAUUUGUCAAAUUCCCGACGGGCGGCGUUAUUUCAAAUACAUAUACUAAAAAUGACUUUUGUUCACGCACACUUCCCUGCCUCUCCUUAAAGGAGGUGAGAAGGUGAGCAUCCUGUCCAAUUGACUAAGUAAAUCCAAUUAAUAACAGGCCUCCAGCAUUAGUCAAAUGUUGCCAGUUUGACUUGCAGCUCUUUUGAGGCCAUCUCCUUGUUAUAGUAGUCAGUGUUGUUAUAAUUCUUUGGAUUUGUGAUCAGGUGACCAACCGAGAUAUCAGGAGAGAUGUCAGAAUUCCAACCCUGUAGACUACUUUAAACAUUGCCUUUAAAAAGGACCUUUAAGGGUGCUGUCCAUGUUCAAGUCUUCUAUCCAUCUCUAUGGUGUCUUUCUGGCCAACCUGCCACUUCUUCCUGUUUAUUAUCCAGUCUCUUUCUGGCACAAGCAGGCUGGAUACACAGUGACUCAAAUAGACAUUGGUCACAUCCAUCAUUACUGUACUACAUUGAAGUGUUCUCCUACUUUGCUGGGUUUAUACUGAUCAGUCAGGUUAGUGAGUGUCAUGUUUCCUCACUCUACUUAUUUCCAUGGAUGGCCCAAACACAACCUCUCUGAAACUCACAAGACGAGUCGAGAGUCAGUGAAAACAAAAAACCAACAGACUUUAUUCCGGAUUAGAAAACAAUUCAAGGAAAUACAAGAUGUUAACAUAUAGAGGUUACACAAUGUCACCAAAUAGGUAUUCUGUGCAGUGCUGUGAGGAAAUACACACCCUGAUAAGCUUCCUCUUUAGAAUUUUGACGUAGUGAUAUCUGAUCUCCCUUUUAACAUUAUUGACAUUAUUUAUCAUUUGACGAAUAACACUGAAAAAUCUGAUUUAUAAAUGGUUUCAUAAAAGCAUACAGAAAUCUGUAGCAGAAAUAGCUUCAGGUAGGAUUUUAUUAACUGCCACAGUCUCUUUCAUUGCAUGAAUGGACCUUUUGCCCACUCGUCCUUUCCGGAACUGCCUUGAACUGUGACGUUUUUUGCAGUUUCUUGCAUGUUCGGCCCCGCUCACCACAAUGACCACUCCAAGGUUGUCUGGUGUUCUUUUGUUCAAAGGCAGUGUUUUGUGUUUGCCAAUCGCCAAACACUGACAUCUGGCAUUGCAGCUGAACAACUCCACCUUUGCCUCUGAGAACUUUUUAUGUUUGACCAUGAUGUGUUGACCUGUGGUUAAGACAAAACCACCUUUUUGAUGUUUCUGUUAAGAUCGACCCUCUGUUACUCUGAAAGGAUUUUCUGUUUUGGAGCACAUCCUUUCUAAUUUCAGCUAUAUUAUAGGAUAAUCUGUGUAGAUGUGUACACAUUUUUGGGGAAGGCUUUAUUUUUUGAAAUUAGAUUACCUUUAUGGUUGAGUAGUGUUGAAAUGAUCAGAUGCAUCCACAUUUGUCAAACAAUAUACCUUUUCAGGGUGUGGGUUAACAUCCUCAGAGCACUCUAUUGCACUCUAGUCUAUGUUGCGCUGAGCCUGUAUACAUUAUCGGUUUCUGGAACAGCUUAAGAACAACCCACAGUCUUUUAGAAGCCAGUCCAACAGCCCCACUAAAAAUACUAUUUGGCCAUAUGAACUUCAGGCAACUUCACUGAAAUACAUCCAAACUGUCAUGCUAAACAUACAGUCGCCUCACUGACCUUUGUACUGAACCCAAUUAAAUCCUUGAUCUGUAGCAAACACAGGCACACACAUAUAGAUGUGUGAACUUGUUGUUAUCGGGAUUUUCUUGAUACAGAAAUGACUAAUUCUUAGGUACAGUUGAAGCCGGAAUGCCAAAUAGUACCUAGACAUGGUAAAUGGGAAUAGUUUUUUGAAUUUUGUCAAUUUAAUAUACUAGUUACCCAUUCAUAUGAGUAUUAGAAUGUCUGAUGUUUCGUUCCAGCUGCCAAUAGUAAAUAAUUCAUACAGUGCUAGUUUUCUAAUUGUUUGUUUGGCUUGUUUCCUCAUUUCAUAUACAUUUGUGAUUAUUCAAAACUGUGUGUAACUGAUUUAGGGUUCUUGUUAAAUUAUACUGUUAAAUUAUUCACAGUUUGAAUUACCAAUAACCUACCAUAUGUGCAAUGAUAAAAAAUGUUUUACAAUGGUAAUCCUUACCUGUUUUUCUUAUAAGAUUGGUGCUAAAAAAUCCUAAAUUAGUGGUUGGUAUAUAUGUACAUAUUGGAAAGCUAUAUUACGUAUAUACUGAGUCAUGUAAUAAAAAUAAAAA